GUCGCCGCUCCGGACAGCCUAGAAACGUAAAGACGUGCGACAGAGAUAGGCGCACCCGGCGGCAUCGCGGGCGCCUUCGUUUGUUGUUUUUUUGUUUUGUCGCUUCACUCAACCCGUUCGCGUGAACGACGCCGCGGUCCUGUUAAGUGACUGAUCCGCGUACAGGGCAGCAGCCACGCUACAGUUCCCCCCUGUUACGCACCGUCGCCUACAUCCCGACUGAAGUUCCCAAGUGGAAGUGAGCGAACCAUAACUGCGCGACAAAGCGUCGGCUGCGUUUAUUGCUUCGUGCGGUCCGUCCCGUACUGGUCGUUGUUUUCUGAAGACCCCUGUGCCUUCCGUGAAUGCUCGAACGGAAGAGGCUGCCGUCCUUUCCUCCCUCGACGACGACGACGACCGAGAAAGAUCGUUGCCCCUCGACGAAUACAACAUUUGUGCGCGAGACGGCGCGAUCGAUGCGGACAGAACGCCUCGUCGUUGUUUAGUGCGUGAGUGAGUGCGCUGUGAUAGGGUGCUCUCGUUCUCUCGGUUUAGAGCGGUGUACUAAUUUUUUCGGAGGGCGAUUAAAUCUCGCUCAUUGGUUGUGCGUGAAAAAAAAAAUCUGGCAGAAAAGUCAUCAUGGAGGAAACGGCGGGUGACAAGACGUCCUUCCAAAGCGUCAACUUGGAAUCGUGGGACAUUGUGGUGAUCGUCGCGUACUUCGUGGGAGUGAUGGUCGUCGGCAUCUGGUCCUCAUGGAGAAGCAGCCGGGGUUCUAUGAGCGGCUACUUCCUGGCCAGCAGGAGCAUGCACUGGAUACCGGUUGGUGCUUCGCUUUUCGCCAGCAACAUCGGAAGCGGCCACUUUGUUGGGCUGGCCGGAUCUGGCGCCGCUACGGGAAUCGGCAUCGCGGGUUUUGAGCUGAACGCUGUCUUCAUCCUCAUGAUCCUGGGAUGGAUCUUUGUACCUGUCUACGUGGCUUCAGGGGUGUACACGAUGCCGGAGUACCUGCGAAAGAGGUUCGGCGGCCAGCGGAUACGAGUGUACCUGUCCGUGCUCGCCCUUCUCCUGUCCAUAUUCACGAAGAUCUCGGCGGAUCUCUUUGCCGGGGCCAUCUUCAUAAAACAAGCUCUGGACUGGAACCUAUACGUGUCUGUCUGUGUACUCCUGGCCAUCGCCUGCAUAUUCACCGUCGCUGGUGGUCUUAGCGCUGUGAUUUGGACAGACUUUGUCCAGACGAUCCUCAUGGUUGUCGGAGCCUUUGCUCUCAUGGUGCUGAGUUUUAUCAAGGUGGGCGGCUACGAGAAGCUGAUGCGAGACUUCGCCUUCGCCGAGCCGACCAACAACAGCUUCGUGCAGUUCGACGCAGAUAACACGUCCUGUUCCAAGGUGCCCGACAACUACAACCACCUGCUGCGCACAGCCUCUGACCCGCAGCUACCGUGGACGGGAAUGGUGUUCGGUCUGACCAUCUCGGGCAUCUGGUACUGGUGCUCGGACCAGGUUAUCGUCCAGAGGGCCCUUUCUGCGAAGAACAUGGUUCACGCCAAGGCUGGUUGCAUCCUUGCCGGCUACCUCAAACUUCUCCCUCUGUACCUCCUUGUCCUGCCCGGCAUGGCCGCUCGUGUCCUGUACCCAGACCUUGUCGGCUGCUCGAACCCUGAUCGUUGCCGCGAAGUCUGUGGCAGCGAAAAUGGCUGCACCAACAUCGCCUACCCGCUGCUCGUCGUCAAGCUCAUGCCCGUCGGUGCUCGCGGAAUGAUGCUGUCCGUGAUGCUGGCCGCCCUCAUGUCGUCGCUGACGUCCAUAUUCAACAGCUCGUCGACCAUCUUCACCAUCGACAUCUGGAAGAAGUUCCGCAAGCACGCCUCCGACGUGGAGCUCCUCAUCGUGGGCCGCUCCUUCGUCGUCGUGCUCGUGGCGCUGAGCAUCGUCUGGAUCCCCAUCAUCGAGCACUUCCCGAGCAGCCAGCUCUUCCACUACAUCCAGAGCGUCACCAGCUACCUGGCUCCGCCCGUGUGUGCCGUCUACGUCAUGGCCAUCUCCUGGAAGCGAGUCAACGAACCCGGCGCCUUCUGGGGACUGAUGAUCGGCUUGGCUGUCGGCAUUGCUCGCUUCGCCUGGGAGUUCUCGUACACGGUACCCACCUGCGGCAGCGGGGAAGUCGACCCCAGGCCCGCCAUCAUCUCGCAAGUACACUACUUGCACUUCGGAUCGAUACUGUUCCUCAUUUCGCUUGUCUCCACGGCCGUCAUCAGCCUGCUCACGCCGCCCAUCGACGAAAGACAUCUCUAUCGGUUGACCUACUCGACGAGGUUCAGCACCGAGGUGAGGGAAGAACUAGACAGGCCACACAAGAAGGUGCCGCCCACGGUCAGCGCAGUCACCGGAGGUGCUGACAACCUGGCCUACAACAAGAGCGCGGACAAUCUGGCGUCCAACGAUGUGCCCAUGACCAUUCGGGGCCACACGUCGCCGCACGAAGUGAUGCAAGCCCCACGCAAAGAACUGCGUGGGUUCAAGAAGGCGCUGUUCUGCCUCUGCGGCGUCACGUCUACGCACGAGGAAGAACAGGCGAUGGCGGCCAACCAGCCGCCGCCCGUGAGUCCCGAGCAGGAGGCACAGGAUGCGGUCAAGGCUCUGGACGAGCACCGCGUGUGGGGCGCCGCCUGCACGGUCAACGCCGUCGUACUCAUCGCCAUAUGCGCGUUCGUCUGGGGCUUCUACGCCUGAGCAGCAACACUUCAGUGGCCAGUUACCGAGCGAGGAAUUUACCGUGCGACGCCGCUCUCAAUCCACUCGACGUGGGACUUGUGCUUCGGGACGCCAUCGUUAAGACAGUGCAAGUGACGAUGAUUCCGGCCGUGCCUCAUUUGUUUCUAUACUCCCUUCCAUACAUAGCUGUCAACGCUGUGGAGGCUAGAGAGACUUCUUGCAGUGGCUACGCUCACACUUGGAUAUAGUUCGAUGUCUUUUUGACCGUAAUUGUGCGCAAUUGUGCGCUACUGUUUUUUUUUAUAUAGGCUGAGUGUUGAAAGAAACAAGUUUUAAUCCUUAGAAUCGAACACAAUGCGGUAUACGGCUGCUAAUGCGUUGUUUUAGGUCAUUAUUUUUGUUUUUGUUGUUCUUUUCGGGUUUUCUUUCUUCAUUUGUAACCCGUCGCGUGGAGCCUUACGUGCGUGCUCGCACGAGCGAACGCUGUUGGCGUGCAACAAAGCAUGGACGGAACGUGCGGAGGGAUAACUUUUCUCGACCGAACUUCUUGCGUACGUUCCACAGCGUUGAUUGCUAUGUAUCAAACUGGGUAUAGAGCCGUCGGCAGUGCUGGAGCGGUGGACUGGAAAACAUUAAUGUGGUCCUGCAGGACGCGCUUAGCGCGUAGUGGGCGUCUCCCACGUAGGGUUUCUCCCACGUAGGACAGGGUGCACCUGGCGGCCGCUUCGCGGGCCUACUGGACAGCCCGUUGCUGGUCGGCGAGUAGUGAGCUUCUGAGGGACUUCUCCCACUUGUCCGAGGUGGAGUCGGGAAGAGCGUUCCUAGCCUCCCAGAACAUGUGUGCGAGUAUCGCAGUGUCUCCACACGAGGGCGGACGUAUCGCUGAGGUACGCGUCGGGACAGCAGCACCACAACAAUUUGGGACAGCGCCUCACCUGACGAUCGCCUUGGUGGCGGGACAUUAGUUCCACGCACCGUCGGGCGUUGUCCGAAGAUCAUUAGUGUUUCAGCGUAGAGGAGACGUACUAUAGCCCCACAUGCGAAAUGCCGGAACUCUUCUCCGGGAACAGCAGUGCUGGUGGCGAUACCUUGCGAGGCUCGGUUUAACCAUACGCGUGUAACCCUCAUUGCACUGGAAAUGCCUAUUCGGCCUGCCGGAUUUUGCAAACGUGUCGGUAGUGACCUAAUCGUUACGAAGCUAUUCAAGUAUCUUCUGUUUCGAGAUGUUGCGCAACACAAUGAAGUUUUCAACACGGCGAGCUUGACCAUCACUUCACGAGACGUAACCAGCCGCGCUGUUCGUGAACGCUUCUGUUAUUCCAAUGAACGUGGGCAAUAGUACGUCUCCUCUAUGCAAAAAAAAAAAAAAGCUGUUUCUUAACUGGUAGCUACCGGUACUCGCCCGGAUGACGGACGCACGCAAACUUACCUCCUUGCGUCACAAGACGGUGACACUGUGCGGAACGUAUCAACUCAAACUUGUGGAGUCUGUGAUAGCAAGCCACAUACGUUGCAGAGAGACUGCUGAUCCGUGAUUCAGCGUGUGUGUCUGUGUGUGUUUGUGCAUUGUCUGUGCUGCGACGCUGUAGCUUUUCUUUUGUAUAGCUUCUCUUUUACAAAGCAGGACACUUGCUAGUUUUAGAGUUGAAAGCAUAGGACAGAUGAGUCCGUGGCUUUUUAUAUACUCGCCUCACGAACGCUAGGGCUCACUCCUUCGAAUUCAGUGCACACUCUCGAAUGCGCAAGGAGCCGAGAGCCUCCCGGCGCUGUCAGAAUGACACAAAAGUUUCCGCACACAAAGAGGGGUCACGUUGCCACAGGAACCUUGGGUGUGAUUGACUCAUGACAUUCAUAACUUGGACAAAAUUGUGCAUCAUCAAAUAGCGAAAAAGAAAGAAAGAAAGACAAACAGAGCCAACAUCAAGAAGAAAGCAAAGAUGGCAAAUGCGAGCGCUGCUUUUACUUGGCCCGUACUCAUUCAAGUGAAGUCAAAUCUGUUUAUUCGCUUUCCCUACGUCACUCUUGUUUACGGUGCGCGGUUGGGCUCUGUAUCACUGUGGUUGAGUUAACAGUUCGAGGAUUCUCAGCUGCAUUCAGUACUUGCGGGAACGGGCGGCUGUCCACCGCGGUGCUCAAAUGUUCCUGAAAUCAAUAGCGGAGAUUGUGUGAACCAAAGAAUAGCGGCAGUGUUUUCCUUUUUUUAUGCGUACACAGUGCACGGUACAUAGGGGAAAAAUACAGGUUGGAAGGUAUACGGGCCUCAGUUGGGUCUGGUUGGCUUAUUUUACUGCAAUCAACUCUGCAUAUGUUGCCCGAGGAGCAAUGUUCCUUCAAUAAGUGACUUAGAAUAAUGGAUCUAGAAGCGCCCACCGUCUUCCACCACUGCAGUACACUCGUUUUUAUCUACAUGCACAGUUCAUGCGCAACCAGCACAAGCUGGCCGGUAAAGUCUGAAGAUGAGACAACAAAACACGAUGUCAACACUGAGGUGUACGCUACUGGUGACAUUGUUUGCGUAGUGCACAUACUUUCUAGUGAGUGGCUGUCCUAUCUUGUAAUGCUCUGAGGUCAAGUCUUGACAAUCAACAGGUCCGGUUUCUUCCAACGUAAUUACACAAUCGCUGUUAAAAAUGCCGGUAUCUUCAAAUAUCAGUGAGUCUUUCACUUUGUUUCGCCGUCUAGAAGGAAAAAAAAAGAGCAAGGACAGCAAUGUCAGUGCUGGCUGAACUGCGUUGCUCCAUGACUCGAUAACCAUGGAAUACUGCAGGAACUCGGUUUCAGUCGAGUUAUCAUAGGUACGGGUGGCGACGUUGUUCAUUCUUUUGUGGUCGGGCCACUCAGGCUUGAAUACAAAUGUUUGUUUGUUUGUUUGUGUGUGUGUGUGUGUGUGUGUUUGUGUGUGUGUUUACAUAUCGGCGUGCCACGUGCGAGCUUCAAAGAUAAUUCAUUUCAUACACUUGGCACCUUGAUGGGGUUCAACUUUGUAAAUAUGUUUCUAGCAAGGGUGUUUCAGCAUAUGCUAAGCGUAGACUUUUGAACCCCGCAUGAGCGAGAAGAGCGCACGAAGUUUAUUUUUACACGAAGCCAUGCCUGUCAAUUUUAGAGAUGCGUUGAUGACCCACUUCCACAAGGAGUGCGACGUAUCGGUGCUACGUUUACUGCAUGCCAUUACCAAUAUUUAUUCAGUACUGUACGAAGACAAACAACCCUGAACUAUUUGAAUUGAUUUAACGUUUUCAUCUCGGAUGCAUUAGUAGUGUUGUAGGAUUUCAUUGUGUUCCCUGUUGAUACUUGUAGCAAAAUUUAAGACCUGGCCGAUAUUACAUCUAGGAAACUGUUUACAUGUGUCUAGGAUGCCAAGCAGCGAGGCGGUGAAGAAGUGCUUUUCUGGGUUACACGUCAACAAAAAGCAUGCUAGUCUUUUCUGUGGUAAAUUAUGUCUGAUGCGUUAUCUUUGUUUCGACGAACGUCACGUCAGACUACGUGGAUAGAAAACUAUUGCCUCUAGAAACUUUUCAUUAAACGUAAUGCCAAACCAAUUUGUCUUUGUACGGGGUGUAUUACCGGUCUAUGCGGGCAACAUACUUUAGCAUCUGUUUAAUAUUAACUGUAGCAUUCUACCAAUUCUGCUUAGUAUUGAGAAAAAGUACACGAUGCGUGUGAAAACCAAGUUCCUUUCUUUAUGGCUUCGAAACAUGGUUACGGUACUUGACGACAUGUAACAAUCGUUACUUACGGGGUGCCAGUAAGUAACGUGCUCGCUGGCACAGCAAUGAUCCACAAACCAUAUUUUUUUAAAGAGAAGGCUUAUUGCUUAGAUCAUUGGACUGGAGAUUGUUGUGUGCUGCUUGUAAGAGCCAUGAAGCCACAUAAACAUGAUGAGCUGGUAUUCAAUGAUUUCGUUCUCUUUCCAUGUUCAUUUGUUGAGAGCAGUAGCAGGAAAAUGUGCGUUGUUUGCGAAGUGAUGAAUCUACGUUUUAACGUAUGUGCAAUGGUUCUACUUUGUUGAUCAGUGAUUUAUGCGAUUUUUAUCAUACAACUCAAGACGCCGUGCAUCUGUUUUAAGCUGCGCGUUUGGGUCAAGCCACUGGGUUUUUUUACAUGUUUGUCGUGCGUUUGUACAAAAUAAACAGAAUAAAAACAAUUGCGCAUUA
Dermacentor andersoni is the source of this 6848-nucleotide messenger RNA. RefSeq names its product sodium/mannose cotransporter SLC5A10-like. Gene Ontology annotation, molecular function: D-glucose:sodium symporter activity. Gene Ontology annotation, cellular component: plasma membrane. Lineage: Eukaryota; Metazoa; Arthropoda; Arachnida; Ixodida; Ixodidae. Gene Ontology annotation, biological process: transmembrane transport. The record is from RefSeq and is a predicted model, not a curated record.